AUGAAAAAAGGAUACAAAGCCAACGCGGCUUUGCACUACAUUAUUUACCCCUUACCCUUGCCGACACCACGCGAAGAGGAAUUGGAGAACACGAUAUUCGCAAACUCGCCGCCUCUGCGUUACGAAGAAUGCGAGAGACCAACACGCUGGCUGAUGGCAAGUACCUCUUUUGAAGGCUACCUAGCGUUGCGAGCGUUGCAAGAGACACAGAUCGGCAAGCGCUUCGUGACAACUACGUGGCCAGACGAUGUCGAAAUACUCUUUGACGAUGAUUACAUUCCACCCCAAUGCUACUUCCCGUUCUUGGAGAAUCUGUUUUGUGCUAUCAAUGUAUCUGGCUGGAGAGACCGCCCAUUAGAGAUUCGUCGGAUGAUAAUAUCGGAGGUGUGGUUGGGGGUCAAGGUCGAGCAAGGCUGGAUGCACCUCGACUUGCGACGCACACCUGGACCGUUAUUUCGCUAUCCUAGAGCACAGAACGGCACGAAUGAUAUGGACGGCACGAAUGAUACGAACGGCACGAACGAUAUGAACGGCACGAACGACAUGAACGGCACCACGAACGCCACGAACGCCACGAAUGGCAUGAACGGUAUGAAUGGCAUGAACGGUAUGAACGGUAUGAACGGUUCGAACGGCUCGAACAGUUCGAACAGCGUGAACGGCUCGAACAGUUCAAAUAGCGUGAAUGGCUCGAGCAGUUCGAAUAGCGUGAAUGGCUCGAACAGUCCGAAUAGCGUGAAUGGCUCGAACAGCCCGAAUGGUUUAAACGGGACAUGA
Fusarium pseudograminearum CS3096 is the source of this 777-nucleotide messenger RNA. RefSeq lists its product as uncharacterized. The record is from RefSeq and is a predicted model, not a curated record. The transcript has 3 exons. The coding region runs from base 1 to 777 and encodes 258 amino acids. NCBI's taxonomy places the organism in Eukaryota, Fungi, Ascomycota, Sordariomycetes, Hypocreales, Nectriaceae.